GUGACGUGCGCGUCCGUGCGCCAGGGGCGGGCGGCUGCGCCGGGCUGCAGGAGAAGAUGGCGGUCUCCACAGGAGUUAAAGUUCCUCGUAAUUUUCGCUUAUUGGAAGAACUUGAAGAAGGACAAAAAGGAGUAGGCGAUGGCACGGUUAGCUGGGGCCUCGAAGAUGAUGAAGAUAUGACACUUACAAGGUGGACAGGCAUGAUUAUUGGGCCACCAAGGACAAAUUAUGAAAACAGAAUAUAUAGCCUAAAAGUAGAAUGUGGACCUAAAUAUCCAGAAGCUCCUCCAUCAGUUAGAUUUGUAACAAAAAUUAAUAUGAAUGGAAUAAACAAUUCCAGUGGAAUGGUGGAUGCACGGAGCAUACCAGUGUUAGCAAAGUGGCAAAAUUCCUAUAGCAUCAAAGUUGUACUUCAAGAGCUGAGACGUCUAAUGAUGUCCAAGGAGAAUAUGAAGCUUCCACAGCCACCCGAAGGACAAACAUACAACAAUUAAUUGUAGUGAAUCUCAGAUUUGUCUUACAUCAACAACCUUCUACUCAUAUUAAUGUCUUGAUUAAAUAUCACAAUGCAAAAUACCUACACAUUAAGUAAGAGAAUUCCAGCUGGUAAACAUGACCUGGACACUUGUAAGAAUAUAUUUAAUAUAUGUACACCCAUUAUAUUUUCAGGUUACAGGAGGAAAAAUGCAGCAGAAUUUUUCUUUCUCUUGUUAAGGCACUGUCACUUAAACAUGAACCUGGAGUACUCGAAUUAGAACUCAGGUUUUCAAGGUGAAAGUAUGGUGAGAAGAGUCAGAUGGCAGUGGAAAAUGAGUGUGCUUCUGAAACAAAAUCUCCAGAAGGAAAAACGGAAGUGGCAUGCUUUAUCCAUCUUACUUAGUGAAAAAGCUACAGUUGAAAUUGGUUAAAGUAGCAGGUACAGUGAAUAUUGUCACAAAUUGUGUUAAUUUUUGAAAUGGUGUGGGUGCUGACUACUAGUAGUAUCAAAUAUGUUCAGGAUUGUUUUGAUACCUGUAUUUAUAAUAAAAAGAUGUUGGGGGGGUCGAUGAAUUUCUGUUAAAAGCUGUUCCUGUGUGUUACAUGUAACAGACAUGACAAAUAUUUGUUUACAGUCUUUGUUUAAUAAACCAUGCAUUUAUGUUUAAGUCAACAAAAAGGAAAUAAGUGUAUGGAUAUGUGAUUUUGAGAUUAAAGGUAGUCUUAAAAAUGUAAAUAAAAUGUGGAACUGUCCUAAGAGACUAUGCCAUUUCUAUUACGAUAUAGUAUAUAUAAAUAGUUAUCUUGUCAAGGUAGCAAAAGUUAGAAUUAUUAUAGCUUUUCAUCAAAAUACACCCUUUAUUAUGUAUUCUAUUUUGUAAACUUGUGAUUGGAGUUUGCGGAGCUUUUACUUAUCAAAUAAUUUAUGUUCUUUUUGCACCAUGGAAUUUACUUUGCACUAGUUAUUACAUAUCUAAUUUGAUUUCCUCAGAAAUAAUAACAUUAAAAUAUUAAAAUACCAUUAAAAAGGUCUUUGGUGCCAGUAUGUGAGGCCCUGGGUUAAAUUCCUGAUAUUGAGUACAAAAAAAAACUCCUCUGAAUUACAGCAAUUCUUAGAGAAUUAGAUUGUAUUCCCAUUUGUCUUCAUUACACUUUUUCGAUGACUUUAUUGAAUAGAAUGAAUUGAUUGGAGCCAUUUCUUCCUGUAGUUAAUGCUUUUGCAACUAACACAGUUUAAUUUUAUCCAUUCCACUCUACAAAUAGCUAAUUGUGAAGUCAGACAUUCGUUUAUACUCUACGAAAAUGACAUGAGCCUUUAGAUCAUUGUUGCACGUGAAGUAUAUUUUAUGUCAAGGUCACUGUUUCCACUGUAUAUUGCUUUGAUACAGAUGUCUUAUGAAUUCACUGCAGACUAUUGAAAGACAGGUAAAAAGGGACCUUUUAUUUUGGCAAGUUUGAUUUUCUCAUCUUUUAUUCAAGAAUAUAUAGGCAAGCCAAAAUCAUGAUUGUCAACAUGCUACAUUACAUGUCCAAACUUGUAAAAGAAAGGAAAAGCUGUUGACUUGGGGUUAUUAAAACUUUUUAGGUACUUU
This is a messenger RNA of Perognathus longimembris pacificus (Pacific pocket mouse), 2069 nucleotides long. It is a transcript of the gene Ube2v2, whose product is annotated as ubiquitin conjugating enzyme E2 V2. NCBI's taxonomy places the organism in Eukaryota, Metazoa, Chordata, Mammalia, Rodentia, Heteromyidae. Gene Ontology annotation, cellular component: nucleus. The transcript has 4 exons. The record is from RefSeq and is a predicted model, not a curated record. The coding region runs from base 57 to 494 and encodes 145 amino acids. Gene Ontology annotation, biological process: protein K63-linked ubiquitination; DNA damage tolerance.